AUAAGGCACAUCUCUUAGGAUGCACGUGUCAAAAAAUUAUUGGGUAGAGGAUAGAAGAGGAGAAACUCGCCGGCCAUCGCUCUUGCGAUGUAGAAGCUUUGAUCGAUCUGGUUCUCGUCGAAGAAGAAGCUUUGAUCGAGAAAUCAUAGCAAGUCGACGCCAUUGUCCAGUCUGAUUCUCUCGAAGAAGAAGCUUUGAUCGAUCGGUUUCGAUCAAGAGACAAGGAUUGCUUGAGGUUAGUGAAUUGAAAGCUAUCUCCAACGUCAAAGGUACCAAAUUGAGGUUGAUGAAUUGAAAGCUGUCUCUCUCUCUUGUCUCUGUGUUAAUUAUAUUUUGAUUUGUUCGUUGAUUAAUCGGUUGUUGUUUGAUUUCAAUUCGAUGGAAGAUUGCUCGAAACUUGAUUUACUAUGCUUUUAUUUGAAUUUGAUUACGAUUUUCAUAGAAGAUUACCGCAAGUUUCAUGAAGUCAAAGUGUGGGAAGAUGAGUCCAUCUCUUUCUAUCCUCUAGAAAACGACUACUUCGUUGGAGACAAUGCGAGCCUUGUUGGUUUUUCACAACCAGAUUAUGGUUCUCUUCUGAGAGAUGAGAACCUUCUUAGAUACACGCCGAUCAAGGACUUCACCGGAAACGACUCCUUCUUAGAUGUUCUUGAAAGGUUUGUUGGCGCAUUUGAGGAGCAGUGGUGGGACGAAGAUGGUGGUGGUGGAGGGAAAGGAAGAAGAUUGGUGGAGGUUUUGAGUUCUCGGGUGGUGGUGGUGGAGGGAAAGGAAGAAGAUUGGUGCAGGUUUUGGUUGGUUCUUGGUGGGAGUGGUGAUGCUUUAUCUGUUGGUCUAAACGAGAGGUUUACUUACUAUAUCUCUGAUGCUUUCUUUUGGUUCUUUGGAAUUGGAUCAUCUUGAAACUAGAGGCUAAGCGUUUGUUGUGUGAUAAAAAUCUCAAUUUGAAGAGUGUUUGGAUUAGUUGUCAAUGGAUUUCAGUUUUAUAUUGAAGCUAUUGUUUGUGUGUAUAUAUUUUCUAUUUUUGAUUUUGAUGCAAUGAUGCUGAUGUUGAGAAGCUGUUUCGAUCGCCUUCCCUAAAACAACACUCAUUAAUUUCACUAUUAUUCUCUUCAACGCAGCCAUGUCUCUGUUCUCAGAUCUCGUCAACCUCAACCUCACCGACUCCACCAAGCAAAUCAUUGCUGAAUACAUAUGGUCUCAUUAUCUCUGUUUCUUACUAUGGCUAUGAUCCAAAAGCUUUUGCCUUUGCUAUUAAUCUCUUCUUAUGUUUUGACGUGUACAUCAUAAAGCUUGUCUCUUUCUUUGUUGUCUGUCUUCUGGGUUUUUGAUAUUUUCGUAUGGAUUGUGAAUGAGCAGGAUUGGUGGAUCUGGAAUGGACAUUAGAAGUAAAGCCAGGGUGUUUUUGAAUUAUGAGUAAUCAGAAGAAGAGGAAUUUCCAGAUUGAGGCGUUCAAGCACCGCGUCGUCGUGGAUCCCAAAUACGCCGAUAAAACCUGGCAGAUUCUCGAGCGUGCGAUUCAUCAGAUUUACAAUCAAGAUGCUAGCGGCCUCAGCUUCGAAGAGCUUUACAGGAACGCGUACAACAUGGUUCUGCACAAGUUUGGCGAUAAGCUCUACACCGGCUUUAUCGCCACCAUGACUGCUCAUCUCAAGGACAAGUCCAAGCUCAUCGAGGCUGCUCAGGGAGGAUCGUUUCUUGAAGAGCUCAACAAGAAAUGGAACGAGCACAACAAAGCGUUGGAAAUGAUACGGGACAUCCUCAUGUACAUGGACAGAACCUACAUCGAGAGCACCAAGAAGCCUCACGUUCAUCCCAUGGGGCUUUGUUUGUGGAGGGACAACGUGGUGCAUUCCCCUAAGAUUCACUCGAGGCUUCUGAACACACUUCUUGAUCUAGUCCAUAAGGAACGCACUGGUGAGGUUAUUGACAGAGGGUUGGUGAGGAAUGUUACCAAGAUGUUUAUGGACUUGGGAGAGUCUGUGUAUCAGGAUGAUUUUGAGAAGCCCUUUUUGGAUGCUUCUUCCGAGUUUUACAAGGUUGAGUCUCAGGAGUUUAUUGAGUCUUGUGAUUGUGGGGAUUACCUGAAGAAAGCUGAGAAACGUCUGACUGAGGAGAUAGAUAGGGUAGGACACUACUUGGAUGCCAAGAGUGAAGACAAGAUUACUAGUGUGGUUGAGAAAGAGAUGAUUGCUAACCACAUGCAGAGGCUGGUUCACAUGGAGAAUUCAGGUCUCGUUACUAUGCUUCUGAAUGAUAAGUAUGAGGAUUUGGGUAGGAUGUACAACUUGUUCCGCAGGGUUACCAACGGUCUUGCUACUGUCAGAGACGUUAUGACCUCGCAUCUAAGGGAAAUGGGGAAGCAGCUUGUUACUGAUCCGGAGAAGUCCAAGGAUCCGGUGGAGUUCGUGCAGCGGCUAUUGGACGAGCGGGAUAAGUAUGACAAAAUCAUCAGCACCGCGUUUGGUAAUGAUAAAACGUUUCAGAACGCGUCGAAUUCUUCGUUUGAGUAUUUCAUCAACUUGAAUGCUCGUUCUCCUGAGUUCAUCUCCUUGUUCGUUGAUGACAAGCUACGGAAAGGACUUAAGGGUAUCGCAGACGCGGAUGUGGAGGUCGUCCUUGAUAAAGUCAUGAUGCUGUUCCGCUACUUACAAGAGAAAGAUGUGUUUGAGAAGUACUACAAGCAGCAUUUGGCUAAAAGGCUUCUCUCCGGCAAAACCGUGUCAGAUGACGCAGAGAAAAGUCUGAUAGUGAAACUAAAGACGGAAUGUGGAUAUCAGUUCACUUCGAAAUUGGAAGGCAUGUUCACUGACAUGAAGACUUCAGAGGACACAAUGAGAGGGUUUUACGGCAGUCACCCUGAGCUUUCAGAAGGACCAACGCUUAUUGUUCAGGUUCUUACAACUGGUUCAUGGCCCACACAGCCUGCAGUACCUUGUAAUCUCCCAGCUGAAGUUUCGGUUCUCUGCGAGAAGUUCCGCUCUUAUUACCUUGGAACCCAUACCGGUAGGAGAUUGUCUUGGCAAACUAACAUGGGCACAGCCGAUAUCAAAGCAAUCUUUGGAAAAGGUCAGAAACAUGAACUCAAUGUGUCGACUUUCCAGAUGUGUGUCCUCAUGCUUUUCAACAACUCCGAUCGUCUCAGCUACAAGGAGAUCGAACAGGCUACUGAAAUCCCAGCACCAGAUCUGAAACGUUGCUUGCAAUCGCUAGCGUGUGUAAAAGGCAAAAACGUGAUAAAGAAAGAACCGAUGAGCAAAGACAUAGGAGAAGAAGAUCUGUUUUGUGUGAACGACAAGUUCACAAGCAAGUUUUACAAAGUGAAGAUUGGAACAGUUGUUGCACAAAAGGAGACAGAGCCGGAGAAGCAAGAGACGAGACAGAGAGUGGAGGAAGACAGGAAACCUCAGAUUGAAGCAGCGAUUGUGAGGAUCAUGAAGUCUAGGAAAAUACUGGAUCACAACAACAUAAUAGCGGAGGUGACUAAACAGUUACAGCCACGGUUCUUGGCUAACCCGACCGAGAUAAAGAAGAGGAUCGAGUCGCUCAUUGAACGUGAUUUCUUGGAAAGGGAUAAUACGGACCGGAAACUUUACCGCUAUUUAGCCUAAUAAGUGGAUUACCUCAACAACAACAAAAAGGCCGUUCGUCGCUGUUUAGUUGCUUUGUUUCUUCCGUUUUGGUGUAAAAGCUUAUGAUCUGUACGGUAGUAGGUAAAAUCAAUCGAACGAACAUGGUGUUACUGCCGUUGGUCGAAUAUAACAUUUGCUUCCUUUUUUGUCUUCUUACAAGACUAUUAUGGGAUAUUGUUUCAAUUUA
Messenger RNA from Brassica napus (rape), 3816 nucleotides. Its product is annotated as cullin-3A. Gene Ontology annotation, molecular function: ubiquitin protein ligase binding. The transcript is spliced from 4 exons. NCBI's taxonomy places the organism in Eukaryota, Viridiplantae, Streptophyta, Magnoliopsida, Brassicales, Brassicaceae. Gene Ontology annotation, biological process: ubiquitin-dependent protein catabolic process; protein ubiquitination. The coding region runs from base 1410 to 3608 and encodes 732 amino acids. The record is from RefSeq and is a predicted model, not a curated record. Gene Ontology annotation, cellular component: cullin-RING ubiquitin ligase complex.